GCCAUUUUGAAAUUCAUAACGAGGCUGAAAUGUAUUGAUAUGUGCGACAGAGAUGGCCCUUGAAGACGAAGACCAGCACAGUGAUAAUGGUGCUGAUACUGACAACGACAAUAACAAUGAUUUCUGCAUUUCACCACGGGAAAAGCCAAUGAUCCAUCCUGCUGUGGAGCCCCCACUCUGUGAGGCAUGCCAGAAGCAGGAAAUGGUAUUCUUUGACCCCAGUUGUCCAGGGUGCCUGGAUGUGGUGAUGAACCCAGCAACAACUAUAGCAGAGAUAUUUGCUAUUCUCAGACAAUGGACUCCGCAAACACAACAGAAUGUGGAGUUGUUUAUCAAAGAGAUUAUAAAAAGGGGAGCCAACAUUAAUGACCAUGAUGGCUUGACUGAUAUGACCCUGCUUCAUUAUGCUGCCAAGUCAGGGACAAGUGGCAUAGGGGACGUCAAGGUAGCCUGCAGUGUGGUCAACUACCUGCUGGACAAAGGGGCAGAUACAAACAUUAGAUGUCGCUGGACAGCUAUGACAGCUUUACACUAUGCAGUCUACUUUGAUGUGGCACCUGUAGUGAAAAUAUUACUGGAGGCAUCAAAGGCUUUGGAUGUGGACAACCUUUGUGCAGAGUUUGAGCAGGGCACACCUCUGCACAUUGCGGCCACCAACCUGUCCCUGGACUCUGCUGGUGUUCUCCUGGAGCAUGGAGCCAAUCCUCAGGCUAAGGACAGUCUGGGGAGGACAGCCAUUGAUUGUAUCCCUGAACUGAGCUCUCUGGAUGGCAACCAAGAGUUAGGGAAGAAAGCACUGAAGCUAAGGAAGAUGUUGAUGGAGGCAGAGCCCACAUUACCCAAACUACCACCUCCAAACUAUGACAGCAUACAGAGCAAAGUUACUUUGCAAGCAAUGGGAUUGAAGAUUGGGGAUAAGAUUGUAGUAGGAGGAGUCAAGACUGGCUUCCUAAGAUACUGCGGUCCAGCAGAGUUUGCCACAGGGAUUUGGGCUGGUAUUGAGUUAGAGGAGGCAGAGGGAAAGAAUGAUGGAAGUGUAGGAGGAAUCUCAUAUUUCAAGUGUUCACCUAAGCAUGGUAUAUUUGCACCAAUUUCAAAAAUCUCAAAACCAGGAGUUACCACUCCAAGAAGUGGUCGCCUUACACCAGGCAAGAAAAAUAUCAACUAUGGUACUCCAGAUCUGUCAAGGGUAACAUCUAAGAUUGAUACAGGCUUAAAGACCAAGUCCAGAUCUGGAACACCAUCAGAAGGAGGUGAAGCAGAGUUAGAUGACAGGGUGAUAGUGGCAGGACAGAGAAAGGGCACUGUCAGAUAUGUUGGAGAAACCAAGUUUGCACCAGGGACCUGGUAUGGAAUAGAACUGGACAGGCCAGCAGGGAAGAAUGAUGGGUCGGUGAAUGGGGACAGAUACUUCACUUGCAAGCCAAAGCAUGGAGUCUUUGCCCCAAGUAGCAGGGUCCAAAAAGUUCCAGCCUACAUGGGUUCCACAGAAUCACUGGAUUCCUUAGGGGGAGCUUUUGCACUGAAUGAGGGUCAACGUAGUCGCAGUGGCAGCCAGUCUAGCAUAGCAAGUAUUGGGACUCCCAGGUCUAGAACACCAGUUAGUCGCAUGUCCAGUCCAGCUAGGUCUUCAAGGUCAUCAAGGUCAUCUAGAUCAAAGUUUAGUCCUCGGUAUCAGCGUCCCCGAAGUGCAGGUACACAAAAGAGAGUAUCUCUAAACAACGCAACAACAGGGGAAUUUCGCCUGACAGAAGGAAUGAGCGUCUUCUGCAACAAUGAACUAGGCAUCAUUCGCUACAUUGGUCCAACAGAUUUUGCUGAUGGUGUCUGGCUUGGCGUUGAACUAAGAACACCCAAGGGCAAGAAUGAUGGAGUUGUCAAUGGAAAAAGAUAUUUUCACUGUAAAAUGAAUCAUGGGUUACUGGUGAGACCCAGCAAGGUGACUGUUAGGGGCAUAAAUGGAGCAAAACUGCUUGGUGAGGCUCACUUGGCAGAUCUCAAGUAGUUAUGUAUAAGAGUAAAUUCACUUGUGAUGGUUUGGUUGUGAAUGGAUUAAUAGAAGGGACAACUGCUGUUGCUUGGUCAACCAGAACAACUUCUUCCAUAAAAAUUGAUAUUUUCAUGUAUGUUUAGAACAAUUCAAAUCACUCAUUUUAAAUUAAGGUAUUUUAACUUAAUUUAUUGGAUAUUUAUGUUCAAAAUGAGAAAAUAUUAUUCAAUAUUUUAUGCAGCAUACAAUCAACUUGUUAUAUUUUACAUAUCUUCAUGUCUUUCUUACAACUCUUUUUAAGGCAGGGUUAUUUUCUUGUGGCCAGAGAAUGACUUUUAUAUCUGUUAAGUUUUUUUUUUUCAACUAGAUCUAGAGUGUUAAUCUAAGGAUAUAUGUUCUCUUUGGGUAUUUCUGUGUUUUUGAAAAAAUCUUUUUGAUAUUUUCAUUGCCGUCCUUAUCUGUUUGAACCAAAGAAUUUUUGAUU
This is a messenger RNA of Lingula anatina, 2474 nucleotides long. RefSeq names its product CAP-Gly domain-containing linker protein 3-like. Gene Ontology annotation, molecular function: protein binding. Lineage: Eukaryota; Metazoa; Brachiopoda; Lingulata; Lingulida; Lingulidae. The record is from RefSeq and is a predicted model, not a curated record.